AUGGACAACGAAGAAUCUUCCAUCAUGACGACAACCACACACCCAAUAAUUCACACAACACUCUCACUAUCACCACAAAGCUACACACAAGGAGAUGAAACACCUACUCUUACCAUCACUCUGAACCUCUUUGCGCCGGCUCCGAUAACCAUCUUCACUUACCACGGCAUAUUCAAUACUGACCUCGCCCUCAGCCGACGCAACUUUACCGUCCAUGAUCUCUCUACCGACCCAACUGCACCCAUCAACAUAGAAACCAGAAAGGGAGGCAAACGUCCCGGCUUCUCGAGAAGAAAGAGACGCAGCGAUGAGCAGUACUAUGUCACUUUAUAUCCUGGCGUCGAGCAUAAGGUACAGUGUCCAUUCAAGGUCGUGGACAGGACACUGCCUGUAGCCACUUUGCCAAACCUUCAGGCUGGUCGCAAAUACCGUCUCGGUGUUUCCGGGGGCGAGAACAUCAGCGAAUGGUGGUGGGGUACUAGAGAUGAUGUCCUGCUUGGUGAUGAUGAGACCUAUGAGAAAGAUGAGCCGCCCAGAGGUGACGCUCCUGUUGAUAUAUGCGCUGACCCUAUUGAGUUCGAGGUCAAGGAAGCAUAG
Molecule: messenger RNA, 597 nt
Organism: Aureobasidium namibiae CBS 147.97
Lineage: Eukaryota; Fungi; Ascomycota; Dothideomycetes; Dothideales; Saccotheciaceae
Exons: 1
Coding region: 1-597 (198 amino acids)
Source: RefSeq, a predicted model, not a curated record